AUGGAUCAAAUUGGACAUAACAAGAAGAUACAAAUAUCCAAAAGUGACUUGCAAUACAUUCAUACCAAUUUACUAAAUCGAAUACAUGCAAGACUAAAUGUUAUCCUCCCACAAUCAUCCACCACCACAACAAUAGACCCAUUGAAAACAGAAGUCAGUAACCUAUUACAAAAAUUCCUUCUAAAUUCCCUCGACAAAGCCAACAACAGUCUCCUAAUCGAUGGAAGACAAGUUCAUUCAUUAUCCAAAACACUAUCAUCCAAUACACCUGAAAACAUUGAACCAUUUAAUAAUGAGUUAAAUAAACAAUUAAGAAAAGUAGUUAGAGAUGUCGAAAAGGAAACUAUAACAGUAUCAAAAAUGAGAAAAGAGUAUCCUAAAUUGAUAAGAAAGGGAUAUAAACAAGUAGCAGAAUCUACCGAUAUGAAAUUAACGAAGUAUUUACAAGAACAAGAGCUUAAACUCCAAGAACAAAAACAAAAACAGGAUAUUGAGGAAGAUAAUGAUGAUGAUGAGGUUGAUUAUGAGGAAUUGAAAGUUGAUUAUAUUGAGCAUGUGAAUAGGUUGGAUAGGGUGAAAGAUGGAUUACCUGGGCUAAAAGCUGAAUUUGAUCAGAUUGAUCAGACGAUUUCGUUUCUUGAUUCGGAAUAUGAGAAAUCUAAAGAACUGAGGAAUAAGAGAAGGAAAACGAGUAGUUGA
This is a messenger RNA of Hemisphaericaspora subhashii, 699 nucleotides long. RefSeq names its product MIND complex subunit. The transcript has a single exon. Bases 1 to 699 code for a protein of 232 amino acids. NCBI's taxonomy places the organism in Eukaryota, Fungi, Ascomycota, Pichiomycetes, Serinales, Debaryomycetaceae. Gene Ontology annotation, cellular component: kinetochore; MIS12/MIND type complex. Gene Ontology annotation, biological process: mitotic sister chromatid segregation. The record is from RefSeq and is a predicted model, not a curated record.